Messenger RNA from Peronospora matthiolae, 165 nucleotides. NCBI's taxonomy places the organism in Eukaryota, Oomycota, Peronosporomycetes, Peronosporales, Peronosporaceae. The record is from the annotation of a GenBank genome assembly.
AUGUUCCCGAGCCUCGUAGAAGACGUCGGAGUCGCUCGGGAGAUCGUCGUCGAUCGCCAAUUCACGCACGUUACGGUUCGCGGGAUCGUGGAAGGAGUCAGCAGCGUCGCGUUCGCCGACCUCUUACUGGUCUCGUACUCCUCAACGACGUCAGGAACAUCGUGA